Messenger RNA from Neltuma alba, 1309 nucleotides. Its product is annotated as transcriptional regulator ATRX homolog. The transcript has 2 exons. Lineage: Eukaryota; Viridiplantae; Streptophyta; Magnoliopsida; Fabales; Fabaceae. The record is from RefSeq and is a predicted model, not a curated record. The coding region runs from base 67 to 711 and encodes 214 amino acids.
UGCUCGUCGGCGUUCUUGUUCCUCAGGACAGGUACGUGUAGUGUGGUGAGAGUUGCCAAAGUGUCAAUGGAAAAGGACGAGAUUGUUGCCAAUGUGGCUGCGGCAAUCAAUGGGAUCGUGGAGCUCAUGCCGAAAGGGUGGGGUUCUGUGCGGUCGUUACAUUUGAAAUUGUUGGAUUCGCUUGCGCUGCUGCUCUAUCAGGUAAUUCCUGAUAUUAAAUUGAAGAUUGAGGGAGCUAAGAGAAAAGAGGAAGCUAAGGAAGAGGAUAAGUAUGUGCAAGAUAAGAAGAAGGAGGUGGCUAAGAAGGGUCUUAAAGUUGGUAAGAAGAAGGGGAGGAUCCAUGAGGUUCGGUACAUGGAUGAUACUAUCGGUCAUGAACUCAUUCAAGAUGAGUCAGGCGUUGAAGAAGAUGGGGAUGUAGAAGAAGGUGAUGAGAAUGAUGAAAUGACUAUUGAACUAGUUCUAGAUGAGAAAAAAAGGAAAGGAUCAAAAACUGACAAAGAGGUUCUUAGUGAGCUGAAUAGUGAGAAAAAAUUGAAGAAGGCAGCCAAGAACAAGGACAAAAGUAAGAAAGAUGGCUUGUCUUCUAAGAGAAAGAAGGAAAAUGAUUUACCUACGAAGGAUGAAGUUUCUGGCAAGAAGAAGAAGAAGGAAAGCGGAGAAGUGAAAGUAAAAGCUAAAAGAGUUAAGAAGCCUGCUUCUGCUGAGUAGAGAAGUGUCCUUGGUUCUAGAUUCUCCUCCUUGAUGGACAUCGGUGUAAUGUUGAAUCUUGGAUGUUGGAUCUCGCUUCUCUUUAUGUAGGUUUGUGACAUUUAAGGCAGUCAAGCACUCUAACAGUUUACCUUUAUAAAGCGCCUCCCUAGGGAAAGAUCAUAUGUCGCUAAGCCAAUGGUUAAUCUUGCAGAAUGACACUACUCUCUAUUUUAGUAUUUCCCAGUUGUCACUGAACAAAAUCUUAUAGAAUGACAGGAUUGGAAAGGGUUUCUGAUUUUAAAUAGAUUAUUGGAUUUAUUGUACACUUGUCAUCUCUCUGACAUUUUGUCGCUCUGUUCCAGUUUGCCAUAUGCUGGUCGGAAAAACAGAGGUAUAUUAUAUCAUACAUAUCUUAGUUAUUCUAUACAACCUGUUUGAAAUAUGUUUACAAUAAUCUCAAAGAUCAACAUACAUAUAAUUUAUAGCAACUUAGCAAGUCAUGUUUUUCACAUGUUAUACUAUGUUUGAUGUCUAGAAAAAUCCGUCUAUUUAUGUUGGAAUCUCUACUGGAGUCACCUGGAGAAGAGUUGUUGCGUUUGACAUUGGGGCUUGUACU